Messenger RNA from Nyctereutes procyonoides (raccoon dog), 2590 nucleotides. RefSeq names its product zinc finger and SCAN domain containing 31 (gene ZSCAN31). The record is from RefSeq and is a predicted model, not a curated record. The transcript has 3 exons. Gene Ontology annotation, molecular function: RNA polymerase II cis-regulatory region sequence-specific DNA binding; DNA-binding transcription factor activity, RNA polymerase II-specific. Gene Ontology annotation, cellular component: PcG protein complex; transcription regulator complex. Bases 919 to 2250 code for a protein of 443 amino acids. Gene Ontology annotation, biological process: regulation of transcription by RNA polymerase II. NCBI's taxonomy places the organism in Eukaryota, Metazoa, Chordata, Mammalia, Carnivora, Canidae.
UUCUCCCUCUGCCUGUGUCUCUGCCUCUCUGUGUGUGUGUGUGUGUGACUAUCAUAAAUAAAUAAAAAUUAAAAAAAAAAAAGUCAGAAGAAGUACAGAGAGUAUUCUGUGAAAAGUAAAUUUCCCUUCUCUUGUUUGCACUUAACCUAGUUCCCUCCCUAGUAGCCAGCCCUGGGCAUCAGGUUUUCUUUGCUAUAAUAAUGUGGUGUACAAACAGAUAUGAAAUUCUGGUGGCCUGUGGCAGUAAACAUUUAAUUAGUACAUGAAUCUGUGGGUUCACCUGAUCCAGGCAGGGCUGGCUUGUGUACCUGCAGUGAGCUGUGGGUCCGCCAAGUAGUUCUGCAGACCUCAUCCUGGCUUACGCACAUGUCUGGGGGUUGGCUGGCUGUCAGCUGAACCAGGUGGGUCCAUCUGUCCUGUUGGGAUGGCGGGUCCGGUCCCACAGGCCUCUUUCAUCUGGAAGCCAGCAGAUCCUCCUUGCAGUUGUGGGGGGAAAGGGCAAGCCAGCUAGCUGAGUCACACAAGUACUUCCCAAGCCUUUGUCUGGGUGACAUUUGCUGGUGUACCACUGGGCAAGUCUAGUCAUAUGUUUGAGGACAGAAUCACAGUGGGAGGCCACUGCAAUACGUGGCUAUGGGGAAGAGUGAAGACUCGAGACAAGUGAUGUAUUCUGCCAUAUGCUUUUUUCCAGGUUCUAGACUAUAUUAGUAAAACCCUAUAUACGUUUUUAUGAACAUAAAUGAUAGCAUGAUAUUCAUUGUUCCUAUACUUCACUUUUUCCCCCACUACUUUUUAAUUUCCAUGAAUAUAUAAUGUUUCAUCAUCAGGUGUAUCCUCUUAAAAAGAAUAUCUCAGGAAAUCUUAAAUGAGGCUCCCCUUCAUCCCAGGCUGGAGUGAACCUUCCAAAUUAACCCCAGAAUGGCUUCAACAGAGGGACAGGAUGGACUUACUAUUGUGAAGGUGGAGGAAGACCCUAUCUGGGACCAGGAAACCUACCUUCGAGAGAACAGCUUUUCUAGCCAGGAGGUCUCCUGCCAACUUUUUAGGCACUUCUGUUACCAGGAGACCCCUGGGCCCCGAGAGGCCCUCACCCAGCUCCGGGAGCUGUGCCGACGCUGGCUGCGCCCGGAAACCCACAGCAAGGAGCAGAUCCUGGAGCUGCUGGUGCUGGAGCAGUUCCUGAUCAUCCUGCCUGAGGAGCUCCAGGCCUGGGUGCGGGAGCAGCACCCCGAGAGUGGGGAGCAGGCCGUGGCUGUGGUUGAAGAUCUGGAGAGGGAGCUUAGUGAGCCUGAGAACCAGGCCCCAGAUGAUGAACAUGGCCGUUCUGGAGCGCUCUCAGAGGAUGUGGUGUGUUUGAAGGCCAAGCAGGAAUCGAUAGCCAUCCAGCUUCAGUCUGUGGUGACUCAGUUCAAAGGUGAAUCUUUAGAUCCCCACAGAUUUGGAGAACAAGGUGGUGAAACUGUACCGGAAAGCCAGGAGUCAGGAUUGAAGGAAGAAGUCUUGAAAGAAAUGGAACAUUUUGGAAAUGGCAGACUCCAAAGAGAUGCUCCUCUAGAUUCUAAGUACGGAGAAAUUUGUAAGCAGGAGAGCAGAGUAGAAGAGUGGAGGGGACAGGCCACUGGAGAGAGACGACACAGGUGCAGUGAGUGUGGGAAAGGCUUUACUCAGAGUUCGGUCCUCAUUCAGCACCAGAGAACCCACACGGGGGAGAAGCCAUAUGAGUGUGAGGAGUGUGGGAAAGCCUUCAGCCAGAGAUCAGGCCUGAUGGAACACCAGCGGAGCCACACCGGAGAGAAGCCCUAUCAGUGUAAGGAGUGCGGGAAGGCCUUCAGUGCCAGCAAUGGUCUCAUUAGACACAGGAGAAUCCACACGGGGGAGAAGCCCUAUGAGUGUGAGGCAUGUGGGAAAGCCUUCCGCCUGAGCUCAUACCUCGUUCAGCAUCAGAGGAUACACACUGGGGAGAAACGCUACCGGUGUCACGAGUGUGGGAAGGCCUUCAGUCAGAACGCAGGGCUUUUCCAGCACCUGCGCAUCCACACAGGGGAGAAGCCCUAUCCGUGUAGCCAGUGCGGGAAGCGCUUUAGCAGGCGAACACUCCUCAUCAAGCACCUGAGAAGCCACACUGGGGAGAGGCCGUACGAGUGUGAGGAGUGUGGGAAGGCCUUCAGUCACCACUGCAACCUUAUGAGGCAUUUUAGAAUCCAUACUGUUGCCAAAUUAGACUCAUUCCACGAACUCCCAGACCCUUAAAUCGGGCCAUCUUGGAUAGUAAGAUUUUCAAGUGGCUUAUUUUGUUUUUACCAAGUGUAUUCUGCUCUGGAAUGCAUAGCUUUGUCUGCAGACUGGGUGCUGGUGUCUUCUGGGUGAAUGGCUGUGGGCACAGGUUACCGGGCAGCGUCUUCCUUCUCUGUCCCUUGGUUCAAUUCUGAUCAUUUCCCUAAAAAGAGACCAAAAGUUACCUGGAAAUAAGUUGAUAUGGAGGGCUGUUCUUGAGUAACACUGAAUACCAAGCAACUCAAAAAGACUAGCAUCUGUGUAUACUUUUUUUUUUUUUUAAGUUUUUAUUCAUGAGAGAUGGGGCGGGGGGGGG